ACACAGUAGCCCUGGCGAAAAUCGAACCCAGCGUAUGUGUGCGAGCGAACGGGCGUGCGUGUGUGUGUGUCCAGAGCAGCCGACGAAAAAUUGCAGUUGUGACACAAUUUGGACACCCCCCCACCCGAAACACGAGCUAAAUCGGCGCAGGCAAAGACCAGAGACACGGCGAAGGCGACAAGAAGAGCAGCGAAAUGGCGGAAGGCGGCAGCAAGCGCAUCAACGUGGUUGUGAAAACGCCAAAGGACAAGAAGACGGUCGAGGUUGACGAAGAUUCUGGAAUAAAAGAGUUCAAAAUUCUGGUGGCACAAAAGUUCGAGGCGGAGCCCGAGCAGCUGGUGCUCAUCUUCGCCGGGAAGAUCAUGAAGGACACGGACACCCUGAAGAUGCACAACAUCAAGGACAACUUGACGGUUCAUCUGGUGAUCAAGGCGCCGACGCGCAACAACGAGGCGCCCGCCCGCCAGCCGGCGGAUGUCCGCCAGACGCCCUUUGGCCUGAAUCAAUUCGGUGGCCUGGCGGGCAUGGAGGCACUGGGUGCCGGAUCGAAUACCUUCAUGGAUCUGCAGGCACGCAUGCAGAACGAGCUGCUCAAUAAUGGCGAUAUGCUGCGAUCUCUGAUGGACAAUCCGCUGGUGCAGCAGAUGAUGAACAAUCCGGACACGAUGCGCCAGCUGAUCACGUCGAAUCCGCAGAUGCAGGAUCUGAUGCAGCGCAACCCGGAGAUCUCGCACAUGCUCAACAAUCCGGACCUGCUGCGCCAGACAAUGGAGCUGGCCCGCAAUCCCUCGAUGCUGCAGGAGCUGAUGCGUUCGCACGAUCGGGCCAUGUCCAAUCUGGAGUCCGUGCCGGGCGGAUAUAGUGCGCUGCAGCGGAUCUACCGCGACAUCCAGGAGCCGAUGAUGAACGCCGCCACCGAGUCCUUUGGCCGCAAUCCCUUUGCCGGCCUGGUGGACGGCGGCCUGGGCGCUGGGAUCAAUCCGCAGCAGGGCACCGAGAACCGCAACCCGUUGCCGAAUCCCUGGGGCGGCGGUGGAGGUGCCAAUUCCGGGACAAAUGGCACAGGCACCGCCAAUCGUACUGGAGAUCUGCCGCCCAACAAUGUCCUCAACACGCCGGCCAUGCGCAGCCUGCUCCAGCAGAUGGCCGACAAUCCGGCCAUGAUGCAGAACCUCCUGAACGCCCCCUACACGCGUUCCAUGAUGGAGUCCAUGUCGCAGGAUCCGGACAUGGCAUCGCGCCUGCUGAGCAGCAGCCCCCUGCUGUCCAAUAAUCCCGCUCUGCAGGAUCAGGUGCGCCAGAUGAUGCCGCAGUUCAUGGCACAGAUGCAGAAUCCCGAGGUGCAGAACAUGCUGACCAAUCCGGACGCCAUGAACGCCAUCCUGCAGAUCCAGCAGGGCAUGGAGCAGCUGCGCAGCGCGGCCCCGGGACUCGUUGGCACUUUGGGCAUUCCGCCGCCGCCGCCAGGAGUUGGCAACACGGAUGCGGAUCCGGCCAGCGGUGAUGGUGGAAGCACCACCAACAAUGCCUCACCAAACGCCGCUAAUCCCGUGCCCAGCUUGGCACCGGGUGGCGGUCCGAAUGCGCAGCUCUUCAACGACUUCAUGAUGCGCAUGCUCAACGGGAUGUCGAACAACGCAGACGGCACACAGCCGCCCGAGGUGCGCUACCAGUCGCAGCUGGAGCAGCUGGCGGCGAUGGGCUUCGGCAACCGGGAUGCCAAUUUGCAGGCCCUGAUCGCCACCUUUGGGGACAUCAAUGCGGCUGUGGAGCGACUUCUGUCCCUCAACCAGCUGUCCCUGAGUUAACAACGCUAAGCCAUUUCCAAACUGUACACAACCUGUCUAUAUAUCUACCAACUACAUCUAUAUAUCUAACACUAUAGCCCUGGAGAACGCGAAUGAUACGAUGAUAACGAUUGAUGAUGAUGAUGAUGAGAAAGGGGGGAAACACACACACAAAAAUUCCAUGCUGAUUGCUUAUUCCCCUUAUUAAGCCGGAAAUAUCUUGAAUCCUUCAUGACCAUACAACACACAAAACACACAACAAAAAUAGGAGCCUGGAGAACGGAGAGAUAUUACGGAUGGAUAUGAUAGAAGAGCAUAGAUAGAGAUCGCAUACCAAAGUGUCGGCACUUGCGUAGUUGAUAUCAUUAUUUUUUUUUAAUUAUUUACUUUUUCGAGGGCUCUAAAGCGGAAACCCCAAUUGAAUAUGCGCCACGAAGCAUAUAUAUUAUAUAUCUCCAGACAAAACACACAAUUCCCCAACAGAGACAACCUAGAAUUUCAAUAAAUUUCCAACAGGUUGGUGCUCUCCCUUGUCAUUAUUGAUGUAACUAUAUAUAUAUCGAUGUAAAUUCCAGUUGUGUGCUUGAGGAAGAAACGAACGAGGUUCUAAGGAUACUGGGUUUUUUUUUUCAUUUGGCUCCCCCAUCCGAUUCCCCCUCCCUUUUCUCGCCAAGUGCUACAGUAGAUAUCGGCUAUAUGCAAUGGAAUAUGUAUACAAGCAAUACGAGUAGUCAAAAUGGUUAUCGAUUCGUUAAUACACCUAAGAGUAAUCUCCCAGCGUUAUCUAACCUUAAGCCAUCCGUUUAAGAGAAUCAAAAUGUAUAAAGUUGCGCACUAGCGGUAUCUACUGUAGGUCCACAAGUGUGUACAUAGGGUAUAUAGUAGGUACAUCCAAAUAUUCCAUGGUGUUGACAAAAAAAAAGACGUGAAAGCUAUUUAAAAUUCCUAUUUAAAACUCUAAGCAUAUAACCGACUCUUUGGGAACUUCUUUUGGAUCUUCUGGGGUUCCGAUCCCUCAAUUCACACACACACACUAUAAUAUAAAAGCGUAUGAGUUCAAUGUAUACCCUGUAAGUACUAUUACCAUAUAUGCGAGGAGUAUGCAGGUGAGCCAACUUGAACGGGGGAAUUGGGUGGGUGGGCAGAAACUGGAGCUGGACCGAUACGUUUAUUUGUUUAGUGAAGGAAGAAGGAAGCUAAGUAAUUAAAUGUAAAUGAUCACAUGUUUUAAAACAGUAAUAAAGCUACUUUGGUUUUAGAUUAUA
Messenger RNA from Drosophila takahashii, 3052 nucleotides. It is a transcript of the gene Ubqn, whose product is annotated as ubiquilin. Gene Ontology annotation, biological process: ubiquitin-dependent protein catabolic process. Gene Ontology annotation, molecular function: polyubiquitin modification-dependent protein binding. NCBI's taxonomy places the organism in Eukaryota, Metazoa, Arthropoda, Insecta, Diptera, Drosophilidae. The record is from RefSeq and is a predicted model, not a curated record. Gene Ontology annotation, cellular component: cytosol.